CACCGUCCGGUGCAGGUUGGGAAGUCGCCGGCCGCGCUCUGGACGUGCCUUCCGCAGCUGCACUUCACCUUCCGUGUCCUCUGCUUCGUCCUCUUCGCGUCCUUCAUCGCCUUUGUCUCGCCGCCCGUGAGGCGAUUUUUGCUUUCUCUUCUGCUGCCUUCUUCCUACGCUUAUCCUUUCUGCGGCUGUCCGGCGCCCCUGUCGUUUUCCUAGGUGUGGAAAUAUCUUUCUACUUUCAGCCUCCCUGCAUACGAGCCCGUUGCAUUCGUCAUCCUUUAAGAAGAUCCUGCCAUAAACUUGAGUGACUGGUCAACACGUCCUGAGGAAUAGAGCAUCGCGAAACGAAUAGAGGAGCCCAAUGGCACCGCCGUCUUGUACCUGGGCGCUCUCCACUCUUGCCCUGGCAAUCUACUGUGGGUUAUCCGCCGCAGAACCCGGCGUGGUCAGUCUAAAGUUCUCCAAGCGCGAGAUCACCAACCCUGAGGACUACGCGCUGAAACUACGGCGACGAGCAAGCACGGCGCAGGCCACCAUCUAUAACGCCGAAGGCAAUGUUCUCUAUCUUGUCAACACCACCGUGGGCACCCCGCCCCAGGACCUCGCCCUGCAGCUGGACACGGGCAGCAGCGACAUUUGGAUCCCAUCGGCGUCGUCAUUGAUAUGUACAAGCGCAAGUAACCGCUGCUCUAACGGCGCAUACAACAGCUCUGCGUCUUCCACAUUUGAAGACGUGCUACGGAACAAAUUCUCCAUCUCGUACGUGGACGGCACUCAAAUUGGGGGCGAUUACAUCAACGAGACGUUCGGCAUCGCCGGCGUCACCAUCAAGCAGAUGACCAUGGGCCUGGCCGAUCAGGCGCAGGAGCCCAAUGCCGACGACACUACCCCUUUUCAAGGUAUUGUGGGAGUCGGCUUCGACGCCGGCGAGGCUAUUGUGGCUCAGACAGACGGCCAGUAUGGUUAUCCAAAUGUAAUCUCGCAGAUGAAGCUGCAGGGGAUAAUUAGCACGCGUGCGUAUAGUCUGUGGCUCAACGACCUCGAGUCGCCCGAGGGCAAUAUCCUGUUUGGUGGCAUUGAUAACGACAAGUUCGAGGGCGAUCUCACUAUCCUGCCUCUGCAGUCGGACUCGCAGACCGGUGCAAUCGACUCUUUCACCGUCACCUUCGCCGGGCUCAACAUCACUGGUGCUGGCGGCAAAACCGUUUACACUGCUCAGACAACCACUCCUGUCAUCCUUGAUUCUGGCACUACCUUGACCUACCUGCCGGACGACAUCGCCAACGCUAUUGCGCAAGGCGUUGGCGCGGUCAACAAUUAUGAUUACGGAGUCGUCGUACCCUGUGAUCUCGCCUCAACCGCUGGCCAAUUCCUCUUCCAGUUUGGCAACACGGACAACGGUCCGAUCAUCAAGGCCGAGAUCUCGCAGUUCGUACUGCCAUUCCCCUCCGACAUUGUCUCACCCAAGUUUCGGAAUGGCAAGACAGCCUGCCGCUGGGGCAUCCAGGGCUCGGGUCAAGACCCCAACUUGUUCGGUGACACGUUUCUGCGAUCCGCCUAUGUCGUCUACAACAUCGACGGCAACCAGGUCGGUAUCGCGCAGACUACCUUCAACUCCACUUCCCAGGACAUCAAGCAGAUCACUGCCGUUAGCUCCCUUCCUGGUGCAAGCUCCACUGCAUCCGGCAGCGCGCAACAGACUCGCACUGGUCCUAUCUACAACACAGACGGCUUCGGUGGCGUCUUGGGUGGUGCAUCCACCGCCGUUGCAACUGCAGGAACGGGAACCUUCGACCUGGGCACCGCAUCCUCGACUGGGUCUAGCGGCUCGUCGACAUCCUCGUCAAGCUCAACCAAAGGCGCCGCCUCGACUGUGCACCCUCCGUCGACGCCGUUUGUGGGUGCCAUCGCUGCAGGCGUCUCUGUCCUGUUUGCUCUCGUCGGGGGGUCCAUGCUCAUCCUCUUGUAGAACACCCCCUCCAGACCUGAGGUCAGAAGGGCAAAAAUCUGGAAAAGGAAAUUCAGAAAAUGCAGGAACAAAAGCAUGGAAUAAUGAACCGGUUAUGAUGGGCAUAGCUAGCGUUUUUUUACAUCUUAUCCCCUCAAUGUUUCGGCUUCGACUGCUGGACCUGCAUCACGUAAUGACAAAUACGUUUCAUGAUCUUUCUUUGCCCCCCUUUAUUUUAAGAAAAAAAGAAUAUGAUUCAAGGCCCGCCUUAUAUUGGCGUUCAUCGCCAGUCUUCUUUGAACGUUCUGCUUUAAGACAAUCUGCAUAUAGGGGUGGGGGUCUGCGGCUCGAACUCGAGCUCUAGCUCGAGUAUGUAAACCGAUAUGGCGGUUAGGAAUCCGGUCACAAGGGCACGUAAGGCUGAUUCAAAUGUCCUUUGUGAUGGAGCUUCAGUUCUGCUCAAUAACAUACAACGCGGAUCCUGUAAUGGGGAAUCCUUUAGCAUGACAAGAAGACAAGGAAAAAGAGCAUGCCCGAGCAAGAUAAGAAGCGCUUUGGCGCAUUUGUCUAAGGGGGAUCCUGCAGAGGUCUCAUUAUACGCGGAUGACGGUGGCCCUAAUGAAAUCACCUAUAUUGACUGUGAUGCUCGUUU
Verruconis gallopava is the source of this 2597-nucleotide messenger RNA. RefSeq lists its product as uncharacterized. Bases 359 to 1966 code for a protein of 535 amino acids. Lineage: Eukaryota; Fungi; Ascomycota; Dothideomycetes; Venturiales; Sympoventuriaceae. Gene Ontology annotation, biological process: proteolysis. The transcript is spliced from 2 exons. Gene Ontology annotation, molecular function: aspartic-type endopeptidase activity. The record is from RefSeq and is a predicted model, not a curated record.